Messenger RNA from Phalaenopsis equestris, 1886 nucleotides. Its product is annotated as E3 ubiquitin-protein ligase RNF14. The record is from RefSeq and is a predicted model, not a curated record. Gene Ontology annotation, biological process: positive regulation of proteasomal ubiquitin-dependent protein catabolic process; ubiquitin-dependent protein catabolic process; protein polyubiquitination. Lineage: Eukaryota; Viridiplantae; Streptophyta; Magnoliopsida; Asparagales; Orchidaceae. Bases 105 to 1871 code for a protein of 588 amino acids. Gene Ontology annotation, cellular component: ubiquitin ligase complex; cytoplasm. Gene Ontology annotation, molecular function: ubiquitin conjugating enzyme binding; ubiquitin protein ligase activity; zinc ion binding. The transcript is spliced from 7 exons.
CUUAUCGUUCAAUAUCUAUAUUCUAUGGUUUCCUUAUGCGGUAAAUUAUGGUUUAAAACAAAAUCCCACAAUUCUGAUCGCCGGCGAAAAUCUGGAAGACGACCAUGGGAGGACGAAGGGGAUCGAAGAAAUCGGAGGGCGGAGAGGUCGCCGCCAGUCAUUCGUCGGAGAAUCGAAGUUGCGUGGUUGAAGAUUCGGGGUUCUCGACGCAGAAGAGAUUUGAGCAGGGAUCAUCUUCUUCUCCGGAUCGAGAGCGAGGUGAGAGAAGCGUGAAAUCAAAAGAUAAUGGAAUUGAAGCUGCUCUGAGGAGGUUGGAACAGCUCAGAAUCGAGGGCGAAGAGCCGCAGAUUUCGAGGGAGGAGAUAAGCUUCAACGAUCAGCGGCAGGAGGACGAGAUGCUAGCAUUGGAGGCAAUAUAUGGAGACAGUGUUGUAACUCUUGAUAGAAUGGAUGGCCUACGAUUGUUUCAGAUCCUGAUUCAUUAUGAAAUAUCUGAAGAUUAUACUGUCUCUGCAAUGCUCAAAGGAAAAGGUGACGACAAUUUAGCAGAAGAUGAUUCCGAUGGCUUUUUGUACACAUUCAAAGUUCAGCAUCUACCCCCACUCGUACUGACUUGUUUGCUGCCUCUUUCAUAUCCCAGCCAUCAUGCCCCCUAUUACACGGUAUAUUCUCAAUGGUUAGACUCGACAAAGAUUUGCAGUAUAUGUUGCAUCAUGGACACUAUUCUGAUGGAACAAGAGGGGAAUGAGGUUCUAUACCAAUGGGUUGAAUGGCUGAAAAAUUCUUCCCUUUCACACAUUGGAUUUGGGGAUGGAGUUAUGCUUCGCAAAUGUGAUGGGUUCGAGAAGAGAGAAAUUCGUGCAAUAUCAAGAAGUAUUUCGCUGGACCAUGUCAUUGCUUCCAUGAUUGGCUACAACGAUGAGAAAAGAAGGGAAGCAUUUCUCAACAAUUUGCAGCUGUGUGUAAUCUGUUUUAACGAGGAUGCAGGAACCAACUUUGUUAGACUUCCUUGUCAGCACUUCUUUUGUUUCAAGUGCAUGGAAACUUAUUCUAGGAUGCAUGUAGAAGAACGAACUGUAACUAAGUUACUCUGCCCCGAUACAAAAUGCGGCGGUCUUGUUCCUCCUAGCUUACUAGAAAGGCUGCUCGAUGACGAAACGUAUAAGCUGUGGGAAGAGUUGAUACUACAGAAAACAUUGGACUCUAUGACAGAUGUUGUCUAUUGUCCACGAUGUGAAACAGCAUGCUUGGAAGAUGAGGAUAAUCAUGCCCAAUGUUCAAAGUGUCUCUUCAGUUUUUGUUCUCUUUGCAGAGAAAGACGGCAUUUAGGGGUAAAAUGUAUGGAUCCACAGACAAAGCUUCUAAUUUUGCAGGAACGCCAAAGUUCAUCUAAAAUAAAUGAUAACCAGAGGAAGAAAGAGCUUGAGAAGAUAAAUGAAAUGCUUAGUACCAGGGAAGCACUUCGCGAUGCCAGGCAAUGCCCAUCCUGUAAAAUGGCCAUAUCACGCACUGGAGGUUGCAACAAGAUGGUUUGUACGAAUUGUGGAAGUUACUUCUGCUACAAUUGUUGCAAGAUCAUUGACGGAUAUGAUCAUUUCAAGGAUGCGUGCCAGCUUUUCCCAAAUGAAGAGAUAUCGACCUGGGAAGAGCAUAUGAAUCCGCGGCAAAUUAUAGGGCAGAUACAAGCUGAACUGCAUCCUGAUGCCGCCAACUUGUGUCCAAAUUGUGGCCAAAUUAAUGCAAAGGUAGGGAAAAACAACCACAUCUUUUGUUGGGCGUGCCAAAAACACUACUGUGCUUUGUGUAGGCAGAUUGUUAGACGUACAUCCGAACACUAUGGUCCCAAAGGCUGCAAACAACACUCUGCCUAAUAUAUCAAAAUGUAG